AUGUCGGCCAUUACACAAGCAGUUUCACAGACGGGCUCCGCUCAGCUGCAUCCAUUCGACCCUCUUACGCCUUUAGAAAUCAAACUGGCUGUUAAGAUCUUGGAAGGCACAUUCUCAGGCGUUCAAUUGAGGUUCAAGCGUAUAGAUGUGCAAGAGCCUCUCAAAAAAGAUGUUAUUCCGUAUAUCGAGGCCGAAAGGCUAGGCCAAAGUCUUCCUCCCAAGCCGGCCCGUGUACUGCAUACUCUUUUCCAUCGACUUGAUAAUGGCGCUUUUUACAAGGCCUUAAUCAACGCAGAUACCAAGUCUGUUAUCUACGCCAAAGAAAUGCCAAAGCAUGUUCAGGGUCCUAUUGAUGUGGAUGAAAUGAUAGCCAUUGAACAGCUAUGCCUUGAACAUCCCGAAGUUCAAAAGGAGAUUGAAAAGCUUCAACUUCCCGCAGGCGUGACAGUGUGCAACGAUCCAUGGAUUUACGGCACAGACGACCCGGAGGAAAGUCGUCGUCUGUUCCAGUGUUAUAUGUACAUAGUGGAAGUCGACCACCCACAGAACAACCAUUACUCAACACCGGUCAGAUUCUCGCCUGUAUUUGAUGGCCUCACGCAUGAGCUGGUUCGGAUGGAUUAUCUUCCGGCCGGUAUUGACCAUUCUACCAUGGCUACUGCUCCAUGGAAGCCCGUCAAAACUAUUCAGUAUGCACAUGAACUUCUUGACGAACCGCUAAGGACGGAUCUGAAGCCAUACAUCGUACAGCAACCCGAAGGACCUUCAUUUAAUGUGGACGGCAACCUAGUUACCUGGCAAAAGUGGCGAUUCAGGGUUGGCUUCAAUACCCGUGACGGACUGGUGAUUAACAAUGUCACGUAUGAUGGUCGUAACUUGUUCUAUAGGCUGUCGCUUUGCGAAAUGACAGUGCCAUAUGGAGACCCCCGCAAACCAUUUCAUCGCAAGCAAGCCUUCGAUGUCGGCGAUGUCGGCUUCGGCAUCACCGCCAACCAGCUAUCUCUCGGGUGCGACUGUCUAGGCCAUAUCAAGUACUUCAACGGCUGGCGAACAGACAGCAAUGGCGAGCCGGUGUUCUUGGAGAAUGUAAUUUGCCUGCACGAGCAAGACAACGGCCUCCAACACAAACACACCAACUACCGCACAAACUCCGCCACGGUCGUACGCAACCGUCAAUUGGUUGUCCAGAUGAUCUGCACCGUAGCAAACUACGAAUACAUCUUUGCCUACAUCUUCGACCAAGCCGCUGGCAUUGAGCUCGAGGUCCGCGCCACCGGUAUCCUGUCCACUUCCCCCUUGGAGAACGAGAACGGCCAGACUGUUCCAUGGGGAACAAACGUCGGUCCUGGCGUGGUAGCCGCAAACCAUCAACACAUGUUUUCCUUCCGCAUCGAUCCUGCCAUCGACGGCUUCAAAAACACCGUCAUCUACGAAGACAGCGUCGCUAUGCCCGAAGACGACAACAACCCUUACGGCUGCGGCUACAUCUCCCAAGAGACUAUCCUCAAGAAAUCAGGCACAGCACAAACCUCUGUCGAACGCCACCGCGUCUUUAAAAUCCGUAACGACAGCGUCAUAAACCCGAUUACUUACAAACCCGUUGCAUACAAACUGCAAACAUCGCCCGCUCAAAUGCUUCUCAUGGGUCCCAAAUCAUUCAAUUACCGUCGCGCAGAGUUUGCGUCGAAACCCAUCUGGGUUACGAAGUUUCAGGAAGAGGAGCUGUAUGCUGCGGGGGAGUUUACGAAUCAGAGUCGGCAGUCGGAGGGUGUUGAGAAGUGGGUUGCAAGAAAUGAGACGGUGGAGGAUGAGGAUCUUGUUCUGUGGCAUACAUUCGGCCUCACACACAACCCCCGUAUUGAAGAUUUCCCCGUCAUGCCAGUCGAGAAAGUGAGCGUUAUGCUCAAGCCCGAUGGCUUCUUUACUAAGAACCCGGCUCUGGAUGUGCCUCCUUCAGUGCAGUCGUUCAACAAAUCUACUCUGCAUAGCGAUGCUGCUGCUUCGUGCUGCACGGGAUCCAGCAUGGAUAAAGCCAAGUUGUACAAGAGGGUAGACUAG
Messenger RNA from Talaromyces amestolkiae, 2058 nucleotides. RefSeq lists its product as uncharacterized. The coding region runs from base 1 to 2058 and encodes 685 amino acids. Gene Ontology annotation, biological process: amine metabolic process. The transcript is spliced from 4 exons. Gene Ontology annotation, molecular function: copper ion binding; primary methylamine oxidase activity; quinone binding. The record is from RefSeq and is a predicted model, not a curated record. Lineage: Eukaryota; Fungi; Ascomycota; Eurotiomycetes; Eurotiales; Trichocomaceae.